Larimichthys crocea (large yellow croaker) is the source of this 3612-nucleotide messenger RNA. RefSeq names its product multivesicular body subunit 12Ba (gene mvb12ba). The transcript has 10 exons. NCBI's taxonomy places the organism in Eukaryota, Metazoa, Chordata, Actinopteri, Sciaenidae. Gene Ontology annotation, cellular component: ESCRT I complex; late endosome. The record is from RefSeq and is a predicted model, not a curated record. The coding region runs from base 263 to 1150 and encodes 295 amino acids. Gene Ontology annotation, biological process: viral budding; regulation of epidermal growth factor receptor signaling pathway; virus maturation.
ACGGGUGGAGGGAGUGGGGGAAUCGCCACCCCCCACCCCCCAGCCCCGCUGAUGGCACCCACCCCAAACCGCUAACUGCAGAACCACCAUGCAAAACAUACACAAAGCGGCUUAUGGUUUGGAUUGGUUCCUUUUUGCAAGUCGUUUCGUAAAGAUGCGAGCCUGCCCGACACUGUGAACAGGCGUGAGAGAGCACAACACGAAGAAAACAUACGCCGACCGACCGGACCCGAACUGUUAGCCUCGCUGGAACUCGACAAAGAUGCCUGAGGUUCGGGAGCUUUCUGAAGCUUUGCCAGAGAUGUCCAUGGACCCAAUCACUGGAGUUGGAGUAGUCGCCUCCAGGAACAGGGCUCCCACUGGAUAUGAUGUGGUCUCGACAACAACAGAUGGCCUGGAUGCUGACCUGUGGAAAGAUGGCCUUUUCAAGUCCAAGGUGACCCGCUACCUCUGUUUCACCAGAGUCUUCUCUAAAGAAAAUAGCCAUUUAGGCAAUGUUCUCGUGGACAUGAAGCUAAUCGAUAUAAAGGACACUCUGCCUGUGGGUUUCAUUCCCAUCCAAGAAACUGUUGAUACUCAGGAGCAGGCCUUCAGGAAGAGGCGACUCUGCAUCAAGUUUAUUCCACGAGACUCCACAGAGGCAGCCAUCUGUGACAUCCGCAUCCUGGGACGUUCCAAGCAGGCCCCUCCCCAGUACACCUUUAUAGGAGAGCUCAACAACAUGGGAAUCUGGUAUCGCAUGGGAAAUGUACCUCGGGCCCAGGAUUCCACGCAAACACCAACCACCAACAACAUCCAGAAUGUGAACUCCUCCACCAGCUCAGCCCCAGUCCCAGCAGCUCCCAUGCUCAAGCAUAUUUCUAUGACCCUCCCAGCCAGCUUCAGAGGGAAGAACACCACCAGGCCAGACUAUGAACACCAGAACUCCAACCUGUAUGCUAUCUCAGCAAUGGAUGGAGUGCCUUUCAUGAUUUCUGAGAAGUUUGCCUGUGCCUCGUCUGAUCUGCAGCAGGUGGAUCUGAUGGGCAUCACAAUCAAGUCACUGGCUGAGAUUGAGAAAGAGUAUGAUUACAGUUUCCGCACAGAGCACAGUGCAGCAGCUCGCCUCCCUCCCAGUCCAACACGGACCUCCCUGAGCUCUGAGGCCUGAGGACCCCCUCCUAUCCCCUCCCUAACAACACUGUCCCGUAUGGACGCCAGCAGGAGAGACCCGUACACAACUACUGAGGACCUCCCCACUACAAACAGUCCCAAACACCUGUACUGAGAAGAAAAAACACAAGAAAAAAUAUUCUGUGGGUUUGGCUCAAACCACUAUGUACGACAUUGAUGGGCUGGCUUAAUAGAGGGAAUUUUAAAGUACAUUUCUUUCCCCAAACAUCCGUGCGUGAGUGUUGUUCCCUGUAGUCCAAAUGACCCCUCCCCAUCUAAAGGACUUGAUACAAACAAGACAAAAUGAUUAAAAGGAGAUGGAGGGCACCUGUUGGGCCUCAUCAUAUUUGCCUUCCUCGUUCAUGACCUAGCCGCUGCUCUGUCAUUGGUCUGAAUCGAGACACCGGGAGAGCACAUCAUCUCAGUUCAUAUGUUGAAAAUACAAAAGGAAAAUGUCAUGUCAUGGGAUUCUUUUUCAAUCUUGUACUGGUCUUAAUGGGGAAUGAUUGUCAUUGUUCUCUAGAUGUUACUGUAAUAUGCUGGUGUGACUGUGAGUGCAACAUGUGUUUUUGGAAUUUCACUGUGCUUCCUGUUGAGUCCCAGACGUUCUUUUAACCACUCCUUUUUUGCGUACACAUAGCGUACACAUAACUCCAAUCUGUUCCAUUCACAACUUCCAGUCAUCCAUUUUUUCAGCACACCGUCAGCAGUGUAAACAGUGAGUUACGUCUGUAACUAGAACUGCUGUUCACACUGUGUUGAGUAUCAGCUGCAGACACUGCUUUUUUAAUAUUCAAUAUCAUCCAUAUUUUGACAUAUGAAGUUUACCACACAAUUUUAGCCACACAGAUUUGAAUUGAUACAAAAAAGGGAUAAGCUUUGAUAUCCAGCCCAUCUUCACUUUUUAAAGUUACUUUUCUAAGCACAACACUGACAAACAGACAAUGUUACAGACAGCAAUGUUACAGUAUAAGUGUUCCAAAUGGUGUUCUUCGUCAUACUUAUUUUAUGUGAGUACUUUAUUACACGUGUAUAUUAUCCUCCAAUCGGCUGGUUUUCUUCAAACUGUUUCUUGUAGCUUGGUUUCUAACUUUAGAUGUUUUCUUUUUUACUCAUUUGACAUGUGAAGACCACUAUCCACUCAGAACCACUAGAGGUAUAUUUAAUGAUACUAAUGUGGUCAGUGCUGGCUCUGAGAAGUGGAACUCUGUGAAUUUGAGCCCAACAAUACUCUGUUUUUAACACAAAUACAGAUGAUGGCUCAUAUUUGUUUUUUGGCUUUAAUGUACAAGACACACUAACAAUAUGUACUGUUAAUGUACUUUUAAAGACUUAUGAGCAGGCUGUGUAGUGAGCUGGACAUAUUCCAGUGUAUAGAGCUCAAAGAAAUGGUGACAGUGUAUCUAAACAAUCUCAGCAUAUCUUUGGCAUAUCUGUACUGACUUGUUACUUACAGAUAACCACAUAAGCUGAUACUGAUAUAUCAGACAUUCAAUGUCUAGCCCCUCAUGUCCUCUGUUUUCUUAAUAUAAUUGAUCACAUUUUGUUUGUGCUCUUGUUUUUUUAUCGUUUCGUUUCUAUUCCCACAGCCCCAAAUCCAUUAGUACAGUAAGAGUCACGUCAUACUCGCCCCUCGGCUGCUCUUCUCACAGAAAUGCUGUUUUCAUUCACUGCUUCCCAGUUACUGUUAAGCUUCUGAAAAUUAAACUUCACACUGUAAAUGUUUCAAAGUAAGACUACCAAUUGCCCAAAGACCAUAAUCUUUAUGUAAAGGGACAUUUUAAAACCCAACUAUGCGUUCAUUGAGACAUCAGGUCACUCCAGCUCCACGAUGUGUGUAUUCAGUGUCUUUUCUUUUCUGUUCAUACAGUAUUGUCUUGAAGCACCGUUUGAUAGCUUAUUUCACUCCAUCUGUUUCAUGAGACAAGUGUUCAAAGAAAAGACUUUGUUUUGCUUUUAACCUGCAAAUGUUUUUGCAAUAUUAUCAAGUCAUAAAUGCAUGUAUUAACUCCCUUUAUUUUCUAAUGUUUUUCUAAUUUAUUAGUCAUUUCAGUAUUGUGAGCCUUGUUGUUUUCAGAGAUGUAACGUUCUAAAUUGUCGAUUGCACUGCUGUCAUGUUUGAUGAGGGUGAAGCUCUGUGUAUUUGAGCUGAGUAUAUCGGCCUUCUCUGUGAUAAGCUUCACAUGUAUGCAUUUCUCAGCUGUGGUGUUCACUUCCAGACAGUUUUCAUGGCUAAUACGCUGUCUGCAUUAACAACCAAUAACAAUCCUGCUUUGAUAUGUCUGUUAGUUUGCAUGCAUGGUGACAUCAGGACAGUUAUUUUUGUAGUUUGUUAUUGAUCAGAAGUCACAGAUUUUGUCUCAUACAGUAAAUAGAUUUUAUUCACUAAAGAAUGAACAAAACAGCAUCAGUUGAAUUUGUAUUAUACUGAAGUUUUAUUAAACUUUGAUGAACUGAACA